This is a messenger RNA of Vicia faba (fava bean), 2313 nucleotides long. Lineage: Eukaryota; Viridiplantae; Streptophyta; Magnoliopsida; Fabales; Fabaceae. The record is from the annotation of a GenBank genome assembly.
AUGAACUUCACCACCACCACAACAACAACCCUUUCUCUUUCUCUUUUUCUCACACUCUUGACACUAACCAUUAACCUAUGUUUUUCUCUUACCAACGACGGCUUUUUGUUGCAUUCCUUCAAAGAAUCCAUACUCAACGACCCUUUAUUCGUGCUUUCGAAUUGGAACUAUACCGACCAAACACCAUGUUCAUGGAACGGUGUUUCUUGCUCCAUUGUAAAAGAAAACACAAAAAAUGAUACACUGUAUCGUGUUACUGGUUUAUCACUACCAAAUUCUCAGCUUUUAGGUUUAAUUCCCUCCGAUCUUGGUUCCAUUGAACAUCUUCAAAUUCUUGAUCUUUCUAAUAAUUCCCUUAAUGGGUCUCUUCCUUCUUCGUUUUUCCAAGAAAAUUCUGAACUUAGUUUUCUGAAUUUCUCAAACAAUUUGUUAUCGGGAGAAAUUCCAGAGUCUAUAACCGAGCUUAAGAAUCUUCAGUUUCUUAACUUUUCCGACAAUGCUUUUACCGGAAAACUACCAAACAAUCUCUCAAACAUGCAGAACUUAACCGUUGCUUCCUUUAAGAACAAUUACUUAACCGGUUUUCUUCCUAAGGAUUUACGAACUUUACAGGUUUUGGAUCUGUCUUCCAAUUUGUUGAACGGCUCACUAAGUCAAGAUUUCGGCGGUGACUCCAUUCGUUAUUUGAACGUUUCUUACAACAAAUUUUACGGCGAAAUUCCACCGGAGUUUGCCGAGAAAAUUCCGAGUAACGCAAUGGUUGAUCUCUCGUUUAAUAAUCUCACCGGCGAGAUACCGGAUUCCCCGGUUUUUCUGAAUCAGGAAACAACGUCGUUUUCUGGUAACAUUGAUCUAUGUGGAGAAAUUAUGAAAAAUCCAUGUUCUAUUCCUUCUUCUCCUUCUUCUGAACCAAAAGCUUCUUCUCCUGCGAUCGCCGCAAUGCCGAAGAAUUUCGACGAUGAUUCUCCUCCAACGGAUUCCUCAGAGAAAAAACAAAGUGGUUUGAGAAAAGGAACUAUUAUAGGAAUUGUGGUUGGAGAUUUCGUUGGAAUUGGAAUUUUAGCUAUGGUUUUCGUUUACGUAUACAAGUUGAAAAGAAGAAAAGAUGAAGAGAAUGAAAUAAAAAAGGAAGCUACAAUUACAAGAAGUGAAAGUUCAUCGUCAAAUUCCGAAACCAGAGGCUUCACGAGGUGGUCAUGUUUGAGAAAAAGAACAGAAGACGAAGAGUCCUCGGAGACUCCGAGUUCGUCUACCAGUGAAGUGGAAGCAUCACAAAAAAAUGUUGAAGGUGGUGUAAAAGAGAAUCAAACCGGGUCGGGUUCGAAUACGGGUACUCUGGUUACAGUUGAUGGUGAAAGAGAGCUUGAAGUUGAAACGUUAUUGAAAGCUUCUGCGUAUAUUUUAGGAGCUACUGGUUCAAGUAUAAUGUAUAAGGCUGUGCUUGAAGAUGGAACCUCGUUGGCGGUUCGGAGAAUUGGUGAAAGUGGUGUUGAACGGUUCAAGGAUUUCGAGAAUCAGGUUCGGGUUAUAGGAAAACUGGUUCACCCGAACCUGGUUCGGGUUCGUGGUUUUUACUGGGGACAUGAUGAGAAACUCAUUAUCUAUGACUAUGUUCCUAAUGGUUGUCUCGCCAAUGUUCGUUACAGAAAAGUGGGGUCUUCACCUAGCCACUUACCGUGGGAACAACGGCUCAAGAUAGCAAAAGGAGUUGCACGUGGGCUAACGUAUCUCCACGAGAAGAAGCACGUGCAUGGGAAUUUGAAGCCAACGAAUAUUCUAUUGGGCAAUGACAUGGAGCCCAAAAUCGGAGACUUUGGGCUUGAAAGAAUAGUAACAGGUGACACAAGUUAUAAAGCGGGAGGUUCAGCACGUAUUUUCGGGAGUAAGAGAUCAACAACUUCACGGGAUAGUUUUCAAGAUGUUACACUUGGGCCUAGCCCAAGCCCAAGUCCAAGCUCGAUAGGUGGUGUGUCUCCUUAUCAUGCGCCCGAGUCGCUUAGGAAUUUGAAGCCUCAUCCAAAGUGGGAUGUAUAUUCUUUUGGGGUCAUGUUUCUUGAGCUUUUAACAGGAAAGAUUGUAGUUUUGGAUGAUAUGGGCCAAGGGCCCGCGGUAAUGGUCGAGGAUAAAAAUCGGGCUCUGAGGAUGGUUGAUGUGGCAAUUCGGGCUGAUAUGGAAGGGAAGGAGGAGGCUUUGUUGGCUUAUUUUAAGUUAGGAUAUAAUUGUGUCACUAAUGUUCCUCAAAAAAGACCACCAAUGAAAGAAGUGUUGCAAGUUCUAGAAAAAAUACCAUCUACAUUGUCGUAUUGGUCAUGA